GGAUACAUGCGUAUAUGUAUGUAUGUGCAACCCUAAAGGAUGUGGUCUGCUCUGAGAUGAGGAAGAAAGUGAGGAGGAAGGAGUGUGCUGAACUCUUUAACGAGCUCCCUGAAAACAAAGUCGCUGUACGGCACUGAAACAGAGAAGAUCGGUGUAAGUUUGGAUUAUUUCUCAUUUUGAGAAGGUGUCAUGAUUCUGUGAAGAUGCACUGAAGAGGAAGACAAGAUGGAAGUGGAGGAGACCGGUGAAACAGGGACUUCCUGGUUUUCUGUGCCAGCAGAGACGCACACUGUCCUCUGUGACCAUGCUGGGAAGAAGAGAAAACAAGACCCGACCCCAGAACCUGUGAUCAGAAUCAUGGAGGAUGAGGAACAAGAGGAGGAGGGUGAAAUGAUGUCUGACCACAUGAAGGAUUCAGAGGAGCCAAGUAAUAAAAGGGUUAAGCCUGUGGUGAAGUCCAACAGCAUGACAGGUGUCAUAACCCCAGUGAAGACCCCUGCUCUGAAACGCAUCGGAAUGAGCAUUUCGAGGUCCAUUAGUUUUCGCACAGAGGCUCGACCUUUGGCCCCGGCUCCCCUGCGGAAUCGGACGAAGGCCUCGUCGUUUCCACGCCGGCGCAACAGCCAGUGCUGGAGCGACACUGUGGAGAGCCACGACCUCACCGCGAAGGAAAUCAAACGACAAGAGGUGAUCUAUGAGCUGACUCAGGGAGAGAGGCAACUUAUAGAAGACCUGCUUUUGGUCAAGAAGGUGUACUACGAGCCUAUGCUCAAGUUGGACAUAUUGACGGAGAGUGAGCUUGGACAGAUCUUCGGUACUCUGGACUCACUUGUUCCGCUCCAUCAAGAUCUUCUGAGUCGUCUCGAGCGACUGAGGGGAUCAGAGAAGACAGUCGGGGAGGUUGGGCCUACUCUGAUGGACUGGUUCCCUUGCCUGGAGGCUUAUAUUACAUAUUGCUGUAACCAGGUGGGGGCCAAAGCCUUGCUGGACCAGAAAAAGCAAGAGAAAAAAGUGGAGGAGUUCCUGCGUCUGUGCCAGGAGUCUUCGUUCAGCAGAAAGCUGGACUUGUGGAACUUCCUGGAUCUUCCUCGAAGCCGUUUAGUUAAAUACCCUCUGUUGCUGAAAGAGAUACAGAAGUGCACUCCUCCUGAGCACCCCGACGAGGAUACGCUGCCUGACGCUUUGGAGGUCAUCCAGAACGUUGUGGCGGAGGUGAACAAGAAGACGGGGGAGGCCGAGUGUCAGUUCUACAGGCGGGGUCUCCACUACCAUGAAGAGAGCCAGAGACUACCAGAGAUCCAGCAGUCGCGCUUCCUCUACUGCCACGGAGAACUCAAGAACAACAAGGGCCAGCGGCUGCAUGUGUUCCUGUUUGAGCUGGCUUUGGUGCUGACCAGACCGGGGGACGGCGUUCAUUUAUUUCAUGUGUACAGACAGCCUCUGAAAAAUGCCUUGAUAAAUCUGGAGGAGAUCCCAGAUGGUGAGGCAGGCGGAGGAGGCACAUUCAGAGGAGCCUUCACCGGGGGAAAUGAUAAAGUGAAGAAUUGUUUCCGUGUGAGCAGCAGAGGGCGCUCCAAAGCUCACCCGUACAGCCUGCAGGCCAACGACUCCUUCAGCAAGCAGCAGUGGAUCACCUGCCUGCGGCAGGCCAUCGUCCAGUCUCGGGACAGGACCUCUCAGACUCUGUCGCACCACCUCGAUCCCGACCUGCAUCACAUAGCCGAUCUCAGCAUCACCUCGGACACAGAAAUGGCAGACCACACCAGCCGCUGACUGUCACACUGAUUCCCAGGCGUCCUGUGGAGGCUCUAUAGAUAUGUACAUUGACAUUGAGGAGAACAAAUGGGACUGUUUGCAAAAGAUGAUAGUGCUUCGACACACACGUUGAGUUUCCUGCAUGGUUUAUUUUUUCUUUUCAUGCUUUUUUGUUUUGGAUUGUGGUAAUGCUGUGAUGCUGGCGUACUGUACAGCUGUACAGAGUGGAACAGUAUUAUUGAAUGUGAAUUUACCAUUGAAAAUAUUGCUGUUGUUGUACUUUAAUAAACUGACACUUAAAAUAC
Messenger RNA from Stegastes partitus (bicolor damselfish), 2060 nucleotides. RefSeq names its product Rho guanine nucleotide exchange factor (GEF) 3, like (gene arhgef3l). The transcript has 13 exons. The record is from RefSeq and is a predicted model, not a curated record. Gene Ontology annotation, molecular function: guanyl-nucleotide exchange factor activity. Lineage: Eukaryota; Metazoa; Chordata; Actinopteri; Pomacentridae. Gene Ontology annotation, biological process: positive regulation of Rho protein signal transduction; intracellular signal transduction. Bases 226 to 1773 code for a protein of 515 amino acids.